CAUUGUCUUUUGUCCACCACCAUUGUAUGCCUUGACUAAAACAUCAAUAUUCUGUUAGUAGGAUGUUAAAUAAUGGUAUGUCAGAAAUGAAAAUACUGUAGCAUGGGAGGAGACGAAGGGACUGUACUGUUCUGUUGUAGUAAUGUGAAAACCCUAAUAAACCAUGAGUAAAACACUCUUCUAUUGAAAGUCAUUGUCACAGACGCGGUAGCGGCUACUCUAGAGUAACGACUCCUCAAAGCGUUGUCUUUUCAUCCUUUUAUUUAGUGCUGAUUAUUUACAGUGCAGAACAGUGCUAUGUACAUGUUGUCAGUUAGGGGUCAGAACCUCCGAAUGGAGGUUCGCGCGUUUUCUUCCAGCAAAGUAGUCUAGGGAUACUGAAUCUCCGCCCCCGUCGUUUCCUGCGCAAUUCCGGGGUCGGCGGGAUUGGCCUUCUUCCCUUGCCUCCCACUUCCCUUCCCACACUGGGCAUGGGCACCUUGCCUGAGCCUCGGUCACCACUUCCUGAGUCUCCGCUGGAGAUAUCUCCCUCCCCACUAGCACUAGCGCUGGGCGACGAGCUGGUACUUAAGAUGGGAGGGACCUGCCUGUAACUUCUGUCCCUCACAGUCAUGUUGCUAUCCAAAUUAAUUACACAGCUGUGGGGCUUCCUUAUCAAAGGACAGUGAAGGCCAAAUUGCACCUCUCAGUAUUUUCUCCUAAGAGCUGCAUGAUGAAGGAAACAGGGAGGGUAUCCAGGGGCAGGUGGUGAGUGACACAGCCUAAAUCUGUGCAGUCAAGAAAUAGGGUUCCUGAAGAAGGCAAACUGGGAAGCAGAAAAGAGUGGCAUGAACAAAAGUAAGUUGGGAUCUGCUUUUUAGGAGGAACGGUAGAGGCUCUUGGGCCAGAGAAAAUCACUUGAAUUAUUAGAAACUUUUGCUAUCACUAGCGAAGUACAGAAGUUAUCUGUCUUGGCCUUCUUAAAUAUUUUAUGCUAUGAAAGGGCACUCGGGCUGGAUGCAUGACAAGGGCUGGCUUUCAGUAAUCUUUAGCAGUGUCAGUUGUGCCUUUCAGAGGGGUUUCUUGGCCUGCGAAGAAUUCUUGUGGAAGAGUCUGCGCUUCUGGGAUGGCUGCUGCUGUCAGUCACAGGUCCUGCAGCUGGUAAGAUGGAUCUCUCCCAGCAGCUUCUCAGAAAUGAAGACUUAUCUCUUCCGGCCAUUGUUGAAGCUUUUUUCCAUUUCAUCUCUCUCUUUUAAGUAUGAAGUUCUUGAAAGCCUAAGGGAACUGUUACUGAACGUGCUGAAUUGCCACAAGCAAGCAGACAUAGCAACAGAAUCAAACGUUGAUGUGUUGAACACCACCCAACUUGACCUGAUAAGCUCCUUCAUUCACUUUGUAAACAGGCUCUCAACUGUUGGUCUGUGCUUGGAGAACAACUCUACUUGGUUGAUGAAUGUUAUCCUGGAUUUCUAUGAGACAGUGUCUGAUACAUAUCUAAAGUACAACCUCCCCUUGUUUAUGAUGCUUCCUGCUGGAGUCUUCUAUCCAGCACUUCUCAGCAUGAAUUCUGCCACACUUGACCAACUCUGCUACAUUAUGUACAGGUGUCGAAUCAACCUGGUGGCUGCAAAAGAAAACUCCAAGAUUAAAAAGGGGAGAAGAUGACAACAGUACCAUGAAUUUCUCUGCUCCCAAGAAUUACAAGGCCUGAAGCUUUUGAUCGAAAGUAGCAUUUGCCGUGCUCCUCAAGAGAAAGUAAGGCAUAAAUGGAAACGAUUGAUUGAUUCUUACAGUCUGUUAUGAACUGGUAUUCUUCUGAAAAUAAGAGGAAUAUUUUUUUAAAAAUAAAAUAUGUAUUUAUUAAAAGAUUUUAAUGAGUAACAAAAGUGCAUUUUAAUGAGUAACAAAACUGUUUUCAGACAUCGUGAUAGUUUCUGGUCUGUGACCGUAAUAAAUCAAUUCAAUUCAGCAUUGUGAUAUAUCAAAAUAUUGUGAUGCUUAGCUGGUGAUUUAUCGUAAUGUUGAAAACCAGCUAUCGCCCAGCCCUACCUGUGUUAUGUGUCUGUGCCUGGUUGUGGAGUUUGAAACUUUUCUUUCUUGUGGUUUGCACAGAAGUCAAAUGGGCAAAAGGAGGAGAAAUCGAGCAACCUGUCAUUCUCUACCAACUUCAUAUGUUUUUAAGGAAAGGGCUGGUGCUGUGUAGUUUUUACUGUAAUGAUCUGUAGAUUUUAAAUCAAUAGUGUAUAUGCGUGUUUUAUGUUUUUCCCCUAUCUCCGUUUCAGCAGGAUGGUCCCUGUCAGGGAGAAAGGUAGGAUAUGAAUAAUAAUUAUUAUUAUAAUUGUCACAGGGGCGGUAGUGGCUACUCUAGAGUAACGACUCCUCACAGCUUUGCAUUUUUAUCCUUUUAUUUUGUGCGAUCUAUUUACAGUGCAGAGUCAGUACAUGUUGUCAGUCCGGGUCAGAACCUCCGAAUGGAGGUUCGCGCAUCUUUUUCCAGCAAAGUAGCCUGGGAAUACUGAAUCUCCGCCCCCGCCGUUUCCUGCGCAAUUCCGGGACUGGUGGGAGCGGUCUCCUGGCCGCGCUUUCCUUGCUUCCCCUUUCUUUCCCUAAGCGGAGCAGUGGCUCUGCUACCCUGCCUGAGCCCUGCCCUCUACUUCCUGAGUCCCCGCUAGAGUCAUCCCCCUCCCCGCUUCCACUGGCACUGGGAGACGAGCUUGUGGUUAAGAUGGGAGGGGGCUAUCUGUAGCUUCUGUCCCUCACAAUAAUUUUCACAGAAAUGUCCCUUUUUGAGCUAUCCCUCUGUUUUAAUUUUCUAAAUAAACUUGUUUAUUGAGCACUGCAAUCAUAAUUGACAGCACUUGAAUGAGAAACAAAAAAUUCAAAAGGAUAACCAUCUUUAAAGCAGCUAUGCGUUCUGACUGAUAAAUGUACAUCUUUCCGAGAUCUACA
Molecule: messenger RNA, 2928 nt
Organism: Zootoca vivipara (common lizard)
Lineage: Eukaryota; Metazoa; Chordata; Lepidosauria; Squamata; Lacertidae
Source: RefSeq, a predicted model, not a curated record